UUUUUUAAUAUGUUGACACCCACUUUUUCUGCUAUAAAAUCCCAGCCAAAACACCUUCUUUAACCCCUCCUCUCUUUUCGCCUUCCUUUUCUCUCUAAUUCUUCUUCCUUUCCUCUGUUUUUUUGGUUUCAAGUUUUUCUUGGAAUCUCCACCACCCAAAAUCUCCCAAAAAAGUUUUUUUUUUUUCUUCUACUAAACAAAAUCAUAAAAGGGGUUUUUGUUUUUAAAUCUUUUAAACUAAUCUUAAUGCUACCCCAAUUAUUUUUAAUUUUUGAAAUUCAUGUCUGCAAUUCUGAGUGAACUGUUUCUUUCGGGGUUUAUGAUAAAUUCCACAUACAGGCGCAGGACCCAUUUGGUGCAAUCUUUCUCUGUUGUUUUUCUCUACUGGUUUUACUUCAUUUCAUAGCCCCGCCAGCUUAAUAGCUACUACUUUUAUAUAAUUUUAUUAAUCUAUAAAAAUAAAAAAACUUAAAUCAAAAAAAAUAUUUUUCAUUCUGCUCUGUUUUUUUAAAAUUAAAAACUCCAUCUGGGUCCUGCUAAUUUUAACUUUAUUGAAAUUAUUCUUGAAAAAAUUUGGGUCAUGGCUUCGUCAAGUGGUACAUCAUCAGGUUCAUCGUUUUUACAAAACUCAGGUUCAGAAGAAGAUCUUCAGCAAUUAAUGGAUCAAAGGAAGAGAAAAAGAAUGAUAUCGAACCGCGAAUCAGCAAGAAGAUCAAGAAUGAGAAAACAGAAACAUUUGGAUGAUUUAAUGGGUCAAGUAUCAAAUUUAAGAAAAGAAAAUAACCAGAUUUUGACAAGUAUGAAUGUUACCACACAACAUUAUCUUAAUGUUGAGGCUGAAAAUUCAAUAUUGAGAGCUCAAUUAAGUGAACUUAGCCGUAGGCUUGAGUCACUUAAUGAAAUCAUUGCAGUUUUGGAUGCAAACAACAAUUGUAAUGGACUUGUCAUGGACCACAAUGAGCCUUAUAGCUUCAAUUUUGUUCAAAAUGACAUUAUGCUUGAUGGGUUCAACGUGACCAAUUCUUGGAAUUAUCUAUCUGCCAAUCACCCCAUUAUGACUGCCGAUGUCUUGCAGUACUGACGUGGCAAUAUUAGUCGAGCCAAUGAAUUUCAAAAAAAAUUUAGUUAAUUUCGGAUAUCACAUGGUUGGUGAGGGAAAAAAAAAAAAUCAAACAGAGAGAAUCCUCUUUUUAUGUAUUAUUAUCAUCAUGUAGUAGAAAUAUUAGUGAUCUUGCUAAGAUUUCUCUUUUGUCAAGUAGUAGUAUUAUUAUUUUAUUAAGAAUAAAUCCUCUCGAGGAAUAUAGGUGUUCUUGUAAAUGUGGGGUUUGUAAUCUCAUUUUCAGUUUCCUUGAA
Molecule: messenger RNA, 1353 nt
Organism: Solanum stenotomum
Lineage: Eukaryota; Viridiplantae; Streptophyta; Magnoliopsida; Solanales; Solanaceae
Product: bZIP transcription factor 11-like
Exons: 1
Coding region: 581-1081 (166 amino acids)
Biological process (GO): positive regulation of DNA-templated transcription
Cellular component (GO): nucleus
Molecular function (GO): transcription cis-regulatory region binding; DNA-binding transcription factor activity
Source: RefSeq, a predicted model, not a curated record